Molecule: messenger RNA, 2241 nt
Organism: Lactuca virosa
Lineage: Eukaryota; Viridiplantae; Streptophyta; Magnoliopsida; Asterales; Asteraceae
Source: the annotation of a GenBank genome assembly
UCAUGUAUUUGUACAAAGAGAUCUUAGAACAAGAUCCUCUUCCUGGGCUUGUGUCCGAGUCUCCCAACUCACCUCCGUCAAAGCCUGACACCCACGUGCUUCACAAAAUUUCGCCACCUGUUUAACCUUCGCCGCUAAAUCGCAGCCUCCCAUUUUCAUCUCAACAUGUACGUGCGUAUUUAGAGAGACCCAUGUAUAUUCUCCUUCGUCGCCAAGCUAUCCCUUAUCGAUUUCUGCUCCACAAAAACCCUACCAAGUUUCCCAAUAAUCCCUUCAAUCUCUAUCACACACACUCUUCAGAUCACUACACCCACUUCAUCCCCACGCUCCGAUUUCGAAUCAACUCUUUUGUUAGGUUGUUGUUAGGGUUCGCCGAGAGAUCGUUUCAGCUCGUGGACGAAGACGAUAUUGGUUGGAGCAAUAAAAGAAAAUCAUUCAACGGCGGAAUUGGAGUCACGUCGCCUAAGGCCAGGACACGGGAUCGAAAUCAUCUCGAAAAAAGGGAAAGGAUGACUCGUGUUUUUGUUCAGAGAGGUUCUUCUGCCGCUGGGCCUUCUUCAUCAUCUAAUAAUACAAACAGGUCGAGUUCUUCGUCUUCAUCGAGUCUACCUCAGGCUCAGGUUACAGGGGACGACGUCCAAGAACAAAUUCUUUCUGAAGAUCUUCCUGUAGAAACUGUUGAAAUCGAUCGAAACGAUGGUCUUGAUGUACCCACUACUGAUAAAAGCGAAGACGAAACUGUUUCAGAAGAUCUUUCGAAAAGAAUCGGUGGCUUGCGAGUAAACGAAGAGGAAGAAGAGAAAGAUGUAAAAAAGUCCGAUGAUUAUCCUUCGCAAACAACCGGCGGAAGUCCACAUCCACAUCCACCUCCACCACCUGCUCCGCCUACUCCACCCCCAAAACCAUCUUCAACAGGUUCUAACUCCCGGAGAUUUACGCCUGGUAAUUCUGCCGCUUUACGAAUUGGUUCAUCUAGAAGAGCCACCGCUUGGCCAGUUGUUUCCACAGGAUCUCCGAGGUCUCAUCCUGAAAACGAUGGCUACAACAGCGCUGAUGAACAAAACCCAUGCUUCGGAUCCUCAUAUGAUGAUGCUGUGAGUUCUAGUCGUUUUACUCACUUCAAAGAACUGAAUAAUAAUCAGACUAAUACGGAAAGGGAGCGACAGUUUGAGAUUGAUAUUAGACGCACAAAAGGUUAUGAAGUGAAAAGAAUGUCAGAAGAUGGGAAUUGUCUGUUUCGUGCUGUUGCAGAUCAAGUUUAUGGCGAUUCUGAAGCAUACGAUUUGGCUAGGCAAAUGUGCAUAGAUUACAUGGAACGCGAGAGAGACCACUUCUCACAGUUUAUAACAGAGGGUUUCACUUCUUAUUGCAAGAGAAAGAGAAGAGAUAAAGUCUAUGGGAACAAUGUGGAGAUUCAAGCAUUAUCUGAAAUGUACAAUCGGCCUAUUCAUAUCUACUCAUAUAGCACUGAGCCUAUAAAUAUAUUCCAUGGAAGCUAUAACACAGAUACACCUCCAAUCCGGCUAAGUUACCAUCAUGGCAACCAUUACAACUCUCUUGUUGAUCCACGUAGGCUCACAAUAGGUGCUGGCCUUGGGUUUAGCUGCCUGCAAGGGACGAAUGUUGAUAAAGAUCAAGUGAAAGCAGCAAUCAAAGCUCAACAAGAUCAACAGAUUGAUAAUGCUCUUAUGGCAGAGGCACGUUUCUGCUCAGAUAUGGAGUUGACUGAGAAAGAGAUUGAGCAUAUGGUGAUGGCUGCAUCCAGGGCUGAAUACAUGGCAAAUGAUAAGUUCAAACAGCAACUUGGUCCAACAGAAUCUUCAACUUCUGAUGCUCAACCAUCCUCUUCUGGAGGUGGGCCAUCAGGGAGUGAGAGCAAAGGUGAAGGAACAGUGCUGUGUAAUGGAAUGCAGAUGGUGCUGUCAAUGGGGUUCAGUUAUGUGCAGGCGAUGGAGGCGUAUAGUAUAUUUGGUGAUGACGUGGAUUCCAUGGUUUGUUAUCUUCUUGAAACUAGCAGCAGGCGUAAAGGGAAAGCAACUGAAUAAAGAUAAAAAAGAUUAAAGAUGGAUAUCAUUGGAUUUGGAGUUAGUAGUGGUGGUAAAAAGUAAUAAAUAAUGGCUUCUUUGUAUGGAUUGAAUGUUAAAAACAGUAUUAAUGUCUUCUCUUGUCUUUUGUAUAUUUGUGUUUGAUCUUACCCAUGUGUAGAUCGUUUUAUGAUAACAUCCGAUCGAAUAAACACUU